Messenger RNA from Armigeres subalbatus, 1719 nucleotides. Its product is annotated as zinc finger protein 135-like. The transcript has 3 exons. Gene Ontology annotation, biological process: regulation of transcription by RNA polymerase II. Lineage: Eukaryota; Metazoa; Arthropoda; Insecta; Diptera; Culicidae. Gene Ontology annotation, molecular function: zinc ion binding; chromatin insulator sequence binding. The record is from RefSeq and is a predicted model, not a curated record. The coding region runs from base 92 to 1630 and encodes 512 amino acids. Gene Ontology annotation, cellular component: chromosome; nucleus.
CUUCUAUCUUCUAAUUGGGGCUAGAAGUAUACAGAACAGGAAUUUUGUUUACAAGUGAUUUUGCUACCGCACAAAAAAUUCUAAAUUUCCUAUGGAAAGUCCAUUUUCCAAUCAAUUUCAAGAAUUUCUGGUCCGGAAUUAUCCGGAUGACCAUGAGAGCGAGAUGGCAGAGUCGUCUACAAAGCCCCUGAAGCAGUGCUAUGUUUUCGCCGCUCCCGCUACCAGAAGAAGAUAUGAGGAAACAGAAAUUCCGGAAGUGCCCACAGGCGAUCCCAUCUCAUUUUGCCGUCUGUGUUUCUCGACAAACACCUGGAGGUGCAUCAGCCAGCCGGAAAUUGUCAAGAGUUGGAUCCAGUACAUCGCUCAAAAUGCUGGCAUCCAGCUAGACUUCCAACAGGAUUCGUGCUUCGCCAUCUGUUUCGGUUGUAAAGCAGGUCUGGAGAGUGUUAGCCUGUUUAGAAAUUCUUGCUAUAAGCACGAUAUAGCCCUGAAACGACAUCGUGCUGCGUUGGCUACCGGACAAGAACCACCUACCGAUAGUAUAAAGAUUACAAACGUCGUUACGCUAGCACAUGAUCAGCCUUUAAAUGAGGUUGCCCAGCCAAAGCAAAUCAUGCUGUUACCCUUCGUGGAACUGCCUUCCGUUGAAUCGAGGGAACAGUAUGAGAUGUGCCACGCGUGCGAUUUGAAGGUACCAUCCGGGCAAUAUAUGAAACACAUGAAAAAAACGCACCGAAAAAAAAGCAGUAAGCUACUGUACUGCUCGUUAUGUUUGCAACGGUUUCGAAAGGUCGAAAAAUUUCAAGACCAUGCCUUGAAGCAUAAAUCCAUCGGUAAAAUGUCGCAACAAUGGCAACCAAUGACAUUUAAACAUAAAUGCAAAAUUUGUAAGAAAUACUUCGAAAGCGUUGCAGAACUCAGCAAGCACGAAGUGGACGAGCACGAUCUGACUUUUAAUUGUGGGAUGUGCAGUAGGAAAUUCCCUAACGAGCAAGAACAAGCCGUCCACAUGUUGCUGCAUAAGGCGGGCGUAUCCGUCGGACGAUAUUUCAAAUGUAAAAUGUGCAAACUCGUCUUUUCAAAUAGGACCAGCCUCAACGCGCACAUUGUCAAGCAUGCCAGGUAUUAUAUCUGUCCAAUUUGUGGGGAGUCUUUCUCCAGUGUAGAUUCGUACACCGAACAUCAAACUGUCGAACACCAGGACAGUUCUCCGGAGAACAAGUGCACACCCUGCAAUGCAUUUUUCCUGAAAACAGGGGAGUUACUCACGCAUCUAAAUUUGAAACACUCGACCUAUGACCCGAACACGGAAGACAACGAGCGACCGGCAGAGGAAAACGGCCAGAUCGACAGUACAAAUCAAGCGCUGGAAUCAAUGGAUGAAAUGGAAACGGUUAGCCUUUCGGACGAUGACGACGUUGACGAUGAUGAUACCAAUGAUGAUCUAUUUCCGACGUAUUUGGAAGCUGACGGUGAGGAAAUAGAUAGCGAAGUAACAGAAACCGUCUUAGUAGAUGAUCAGCAAGAUGAGUUGGUGUUCCAGGAGGCGCAGCCUGAUAAUGGAUUUGAUCUGUACGGAACAGCCUUUCGCCAGCAAAUUACGAUAACGUUGGAUGAUGAUUCACUGUAAUUUUUCCAUUUUAAUUUUUUUCUUUUUUUUUAAAUUUUAUAUCUAAACUGUUGUAGAUAUGGAGGAAAAAUAGAUUCUGUUAAGAAAAA